Molecule: messenger RNA, 873 nt
Organism: Miscanthus lutarioriparius
Lineage: Eukaryota; Viridiplantae; Streptophyta; Magnoliopsida; Poales; Poaceae
Source: the annotation of a GenBank genome assembly
AUGGCCGACCCGAACUCCCAGCGGCUCGCCGCCGCUACGACGGAUGUUCCCGCAACCCAGCAUCAAGCCGCGGUGACCGCGCCGCAGUCACACGGAGGCGCUCUCGGUUUUUUUGCGGUGGCGGCGCCGAAGCAGGGCGCGACCAUGGUUGCGCCGUCGUCCCCGCAGGGCGUUCCCGGGUUCGCGGUGGUGCCUCAGGGGGCCGAAAACGUGGCGGCUCCCGCGUCCCCGCAAGGCCCUCCCGGGUUUUGGGUGGCGCCUCAGCAGCCUGGGCCCGCGCCACAGCAAGGUGCUCCGGUUAUGGCGCCGCCGCAGGGCGCAACCAUGAUGGCUCCGCAACAGCAGCAUUUCGCGCCUGCGAUGGUGCCGACCUCCCAGCAACUUAUACAGAUGCUCCUUCAAGCUGCGCCCAUGGGCUUGAUGAUGGCCUCGAUGCCCCAGCAACAGCAAGCCCAAGCCCAGCCCAUGGUUGCUCACCAACCCGCUCAAGGUAUGGCGCCAUCGCAAUCUUUGCCCAUGUGCCAUCCGUCCAUGAUGGAGAUGCAGCAAGCUCAAGCUGGACACAUGACGGCACCACCACCUCUGCCACUCGGCCCUCUGCCAUUGAUGAUGCAGCAGCAGCAACAGCAGCCUUCACAAGCUGAUACAGUGAUAAUGGCACAACCGCCUCUGCCUCUCGGCCCUCCACCAGUGAUGCUUCAGCAACAGCCUCCACAAGGGGCCACGACGAUGAUGGCACAGCCACCUCUGCCAUUCAGCCCUCCAUCAGUGAUGCUGCAGCACAAUCCACAGGGCAACCAGGUGAUGAUGGCACAGCCGCAAUUCGCUGCUCUACCAUGCAAGCGCCAGCGUCUUGACCAAUAUGGUUUGUGA